This is a messenger RNA of Python bivittatus (Burmese python), 2526 nucleotides long. It is a transcript of the gene CATSPERD, whose product is annotated as catsper channel auxiliary subunit delta. Gene Ontology annotation, cellular component: CatSper complex; sperm principal piece. Gene Ontology annotation, biological process: sperm capacitation; flagellated sperm motility. Lineage: Eukaryota; Metazoa; Chordata; Lepidosauria; Squamata; Pythonidae. The record is from RefSeq and is a predicted model, not a curated record.
CAUAGUCUGCCAACUGCCUUCUAGAACCACCUCCCAGAGCAACCGUUGCAAAUGGAACCUCAACGGAAACAAUGGAAGUGACAUUAUGCCCUUGUGCAUUACGUUCAAACUGACUAAAGGAGCAACACCAUGUUAUUGUCCCUGUUAGUGAAAUUUUGGCUGUGCCCAAUUAUGGCGGCUGACUCCUGGCCAUGCAGCUACGAGCAAGUGAUUUAUUCAGUUCCUCACCAUUUGGUCCCGCCACUAACAGGUUUGCUGCUUAAUUUCAGCCACAAUUACCCUCUUAUAUUACACCACCCAUGUGGAAAUCAAUUUUUCAGUGGUAUUUCCCCAGCUGUUUACCUUGGUGAAAGAUUAUUCAUCAGUGAUGAUUUGUUUGAGAGCACCAUUCUUCCUCUAACCAUCCCCAGCAGUCAUACAAAUCCACCUGCCAUUGUUAGCGCUGCUGUAUUUGUGCAGACAUCUCAUAUUGUGCUAGUAGUGAAUGGAAACGUCUUUAUCUAUCUCUACAGGACAUGGAAGGCAUGGGUGCAGUCAAAGGGGAUUACUAGUCCAGUUACUGAACUUGCCAGCUACGACUGCUGUUUUGCUCUAGAAGAUCCUGCCUGUGACAAGAUCAAUAAACUCGUUCUGGCAUUUGACACGGGCAAUUUGGCUAGCAACAGUGAAAUCUUUUAUUCAGAAGACGGGGCCUACACAUUUGCACCUUUAAAAAGUAGGCCACUGAGGGAUGGCAUUCUACAUGGGGUCUAUGUUUUUGCUUCCUCAGCAGAUAUCGGAAUGCUCCUCAACGAUGCCAGUCAUUCCAAAAUUGCAUACUUCACAUAUGGAGAUGUUGAAUCCAUGAAAAAUGGAACAGGAACACCCUUUAACUUAGACUUCCCAAAAGAUCAGAGAGUUGAAAGCAUACUUCCCCCUGGCAUGAGAGGUUUUAUCAUAAUAUGGACCAAGGAAGCAUUUAUGAGCUCCUCAAAUGAUGGACUGACAACAGAUAUUGUUACUGUACUUCCCACAAACAGCUAUCCUAAUAACUCUCUCCCAAGAGAUAUUUGCUUUAUAGCUGCCACCUACAAUGAGAUUGCGGCCCUCACCAAGUCUCAGCUUUUCUACGGAAACCUGGACAUGGUCUCUAGCCAAAUGGUACAUCUUGGGGAAAAAAACAUUUCCUUAUCCCAUGACUCUUGUGAAGCUAUGUUAUUUGAAAAUACUGGAACGCUUAGCAUCAUCCGUCCAUUUCCCAGCAAUAUAUCUGAAUAUUAUCAUUUUCAUAAAUGCAUCAUCAACAUCCAGGCUAGGCUGAUGAGUGUGCAGCCACCAUUGCAAUCCUGUCCAAUGGAGAUCCUCACUGGUGAUUUCCAUAACAGGAUGUAUUAUAUUGAUACAAAGCAGCUUCUUCAUUUUAAUGCCACAUUUGUACCGAAGCCAGGAACUGGUGCCUAUCCAUAUGUAACUCUGAGCAAUCCACAUGUGCUGGCAUUCGAGGCACACAUUGUGGAGGAUGGCUAUACCUUUGAUGGAAACACUAAAUACAGCUUGCAAAUUCAAUUACAAGAGCAACAAUUAGCAAGUAUGAUUCAAGAAACACAGACUACAUCACUCUUAAGGAAGAUAUCAUCUGUUACUGUGGACAUCUACAACAAAGGGAUAUUCUGCAUUGACAUGCAUCCAUUGACAGCUCUUAUUGCAGUGGAGUGUCCACCUAAGAAACACAUCAGAAUUUUAAUGACUACAACAGCUUGCAGCAAAGGUCUCUUUGAGCCAAGACUACUACAGAAUUUUGUUUAUUCAAUUGAUAAGAAACUAUACGAUCCCUUAUUCUUUGGCAGAAAAAAUUUAGAACAGGAAGAUCUUAAUGUGACCUAUAACUAUCUCUCUUGGGGAUGUCCUCUUCUCUUAUAUUACAAUAAACCGUGGCUUCCAGAUAUUGAACUAUGGGACAAUGAUAAAUUUCUGGAAUACGUUUCUGCUGAUUUUGUACUGUAUGAAAUCAAUGGAAUGCACAAUUACGAUUAUCUCUUGACUGAAGCAGAGGCCAAUUGUUUGUCAGAGGCCCAGAACUGGACCAAACUAUUACAAGAGCCUGAUGCAAUACCAGAAAUGGCAUGGUCUAGAUAUAAUUAUGUGAGUUGCAAGAAGCCCAGAGGAAACAAAACUUUACCAUCACUUUCUUCAAAGUACCAAGUUUUAAACAGGAAUGAAAGAAAUAGAAUACUUUUUCCACAGUACAAUGGCUUUUAUGUCUUCAGAGUUAUUGUUGUAGAUAGCUUAUAUAGCUACUGUAACCUUAGCACAAUUGUCAGUGUGUAUGUUCACGGAGCACUCCCAAAAUCUGAGGUCAAUGCUGGAAAAGCACUGAUUAGUUUUCUUGUUCUCAUAUUUGGUACAAUUCUAAUGGUUUAUUAUUUUCCUAAAUUACUGCAGGAGAAUGCAAGAAUGAAAUAAGUUUAGUCAUAGCAUUUCACCACCAUGUAGAACAAUAAAUGUGGGUUUAAUUAUACUGACUAGGAUUUUUUGUUUUGGUCACUG